AUGAGUCUCCCUUCGGUUCAUUACCAAUUGGCUACAGCAAAAGAGUUGCGCCCUUUCGAGUACACUGCCCCCUUGUCGAAUCAUGAAUUAGUCGGCUGCCAUGCAGAAGGGGAGGUCGGGGACGUGAUCGUAGGCGGUGUGCUCGACGCGCCUGGCUGUAAAACAAUGUACGAGAAGAUGAUGUACUUCUGGACCAAGAAGGACAGCCUUCGAAACAUGCUUCUCCAAGAACCUCGAGGUCGAUCGUCAAUGUGUUGCAACCUGGUCCUGCCGCCAUGCGACCCGCGUGCGGACGCUGGGUUCCUCAUCAUGGAAUCCGAUGAAUAUGCCCCAAUGUCCGGAUCAAAUACUAUCUGCACAGUAACGGUCCUGUUGGAAACGGGAAUGAUCCCCAUGCAAGAGCCCAUCACCAAGUUCAACCUGGACACCGCUGCAGGGUUAGUAGGCAUCACGGCUGAGUGUGAAGCGGGGAAGUGCAAGUCUGUUGCAUUCGACAACGUGCCGGCUUUUGUCUUUGCUCUGGACAAGCCCGUCGAGGUGCCCGGAUUAGGUACGAUCCUCGUCGACGUUGCCUGGAGUGGUAUGAUGUACGCAUUGGUCGAUCCAGCAUCGUGUGGCUUGACCAUUGGGAACCGUGAUGCCUCCAAGCUUAUCGAAAUCGGUGAGAGGAUAAAGAGAGCGGUGCAACAACAGUUUGUCCCCGUCCAUCCGGAGAACCCUGGGAUUCGAGGAGUGACGAACUUUGUAUGGAGUGGCCCAUUCGAGGACGCCCCAGAUGGCAUCAAGACGGCAGUGAAUACCGUUGUGGUGUCCCCGGGGAGAUUCGACAGAUGUCCAUGCGGUACCGGCACUUGCGCGAGGAUGGCGGUUUUGCACGCCAGAGGUCAACUUGAGGUGGGCGAGACCUUUCGGCACAAGAGCAUCAUCGGGACUGAGUUCAUCAACCAUAUCAGAGGCACAACCAAGGUCGGAGAGUAUAACGCCAUCCCCCCUACCGUCAAGGGUCGUGGUUGGAUCACGAGUUUCAAGCAAAUCGUACUGGACCCGACAGAUCCAUUUCCUGAGGGAUUCCGUGUAGCCGACCAGUGGCAUAUGCCCGUCGAUUCCUGA
Exophiala spinifera is the source of this 1110-nucleotide messenger RNA. RefSeq lists its product as uncharacterized. Gene Ontology annotation, molecular function: 4-hydroxyproline epimerase activity. The transcript is spliced from 3 exons. Lineage: Eukaryota; Fungi; Ascomycota; Eurotiomycetes; Chaetothyriales; Herpotrichiellaceae. Bases 1 to 1110 code for a protein of 369 amino acids. The record is from RefSeq and is a predicted model, not a curated record.